Molecule: messenger RNA, 1997 nt
Organism: Mytilus californianus (California mussel)
Lineage: Eukaryota; Metazoa; Mollusca; Bivalvia; Mytilida; Mytilidae
Product: neural cell adhesion molecule 2-like
Exons: 11
Coding region: 1-1818 (605 amino acids)
Molecular function (GO): protein binding
Source: RefSeq, a predicted model, not a curated record
AUGGUAAGUUUUAAACCGACCCGAAUACAGCUACAUCCCCUCCCUGUUGGGGGUAUUGAUGAGGGAAGCAAACCAACAUUAACAUGUGAGGCAGAUGGCGGGAAGCCACCACCAAUAUUUGAAUGGUAUAUUACAGGUCCAUCUUUGAACAUCACAAGUCUACCAGCUGCCAACAAUGACGUAACCUACAGUAAUGGUACAGGAUUGAGAACAAGUCAAGUUGUAUUAACAGUGGAUAGGUCUAUGUACAAAGCUACCGUGCUUUGUAAAACCGAGAUAACAUACUUCUUUGUGGUACAGAAUAACGUUUCUUUGAAUGUGAACUUAUUCCCUGGAGUGCCGACAUUCAGAGGUUUCACCGGUAUUUUCGAUGACGGACAAUCAAAAACAAUUACAUGUGAGAGUACAGGAAGUCGUCCAGCAGGCAACAUCACGUGGUACAUGGAUGGCAGGAAACAAAGCAACCCCAAUACACAUACUUAUCAGAAUCCAGAUGGAACAUUUUUUGUUACCAGCUCAAUAUCAAAACGUUUCGACAAAUCCAUGGAUGGUGUCAAUCUGACUUGUAAAGCAAUGAAUGAUGUACUGCAAAGACAACACCGACUGCCAGUACAAACUACUGUAGUUCUGAGAGCAGCAUAUAUGCCAGUUAUACAAGCAUCAAAUGGAACUUUAGAUGUAUAUGAACACAAUCAAGCAAUACUUCGGUGCUACAUUGAUGCGAGGCCGAUGUCUUCGGAAAACCAGGUUUAUUGGUUGAAGAAUGGACAAAUGGUUAUGAAAGAUCAGAGAAUAAGCACGAAUUAUUCAAUAAAAAACGGACAAUUUGAUCUGCAUAUUCGUGAAGUAAAGAGAGAUGAUAUAGGUCAGUAUCAAUGUCAAGCAUCCAAUCGACUAGGAAUAGCAAGGAGUAGUCCACCUUUAAAUCUAAAUGUGUUUUAUCGACCGGUGUGCAUGACAUCAUCAAUUGAAAAGUUGGCUGCAUCUAUUGGUCAAACAGUGACCUUGACAUGUCGAGUUUCCGCUAAUCCAGCAACAAAUGUGACCAUUACAUGGCGGUAUAAAACAAGGAAUACUAUAAUCAAAGAUCAACAGCCAUCAUAUACAGACCCGUAUGUCGCCAAAACAGCAACUAAUUCAAUACAGAUUAAAUUGCAAGCCAGUAUUGACUACACCGACAUAGAAUGUAUUGCUAGGAACGAUGUUGGUACCAUGCUACAGCCGUGUUUGUACAUGAUAGUAAAACCAGGUCCGCCUGAUAUUCCAAAGAACUGCAAUAUUACCUUGGAUGGAAAAUAUGAACUGGAUAUAAAAUGUACGCCUGGAUUCAGUGGUGGGGGAGAUCAGUACUUUAUUCUACAGAGAAUUCAGGGAGUGUCUUUCAUCAGUGUAAAAAAUAACAAUCUUGAACCAACUUUUAACGUCAGUGACUUGGUACCAGGAAAAAAUUACACAUACCGUGUCUGUGCGGCAUCUGUUACAUAUAAAGGCACAGUUAGUUGUUCAUAUACUUUGUCCAUCCAAACACCAAGUGACAAUAGUGGGAUAAUGAACGAAACAGUUGCAGCAGCAAGUCCACAAGACAAAACUCUGUAUAUUGUUGGCGGAAGUCUUGGAUUCCUCUUUCUUCUUUUGCUAACUGUGAUCAUCGUUUUGUGUAUAGUAAAAAGGCGGCAACAGAUAUCAAGAGCUCAUUUGAGUAAUAGUGCAGAUGUUGUCAUCAGAUCAAAGAACAAAACUGAAAUAUUUCAGAAAGACAUUGUAAAAAGUGACAAUAUAGAAAUAGAAAAGCAACUUAACAAUAUCAAUAUAAAGUGAAUCUCUGCAUGAUAUGUUAUCGUCACAUUCGAAUUGGUCAUCUAUGCACUUUGUGAUUAAAAUUGCACAUAUAUUAUGAUUCACUGUGCACAAUUUGACUACAUUGUGAACAUUUAUUUUCAAUCUUAUUGUAUUGAAUUUGAAAUGUAUUUUAAAAAUAAAUUGAAGUUUAUAUUCUA